Molecule: messenger RNA, 1861 nt
Organism: Saccostrea cuccullata (small rock oyster)
Lineage: Eukaryota; Metazoa; Mollusca; Bivalvia; Ostreida; Ostreidae
Product: neogenin-like
Exons: 10
Biological process (GO): axon guidance; neuron migration; cell-cell adhesion
Cellular component (GO): cell surface; plasma membrane; axonal growth cone
Molecular function (GO): protein binding
Source: RefSeq, a predicted model, not a curated record
UGUAUGAUAUUAAAUGGAGUGAUCUAUUUUUUAGGCUGACACAGGGCAGACUCCAGAUGACAGGAGCCGGCAGUCUUCAGAUUUUUAACGUCCAGAAAUCCGAUGCAGGGACGUACUCUUGUCGGCCCAGUAACAUGGAGGACUCCAUAGACUCGGAGGCCACACUGACUGUCCUAGUUCCACCCAAAUUUCUGGUCAAGCCCGUAGAUCGGCUGGCUGAGGAGAAGACGGACGCUAUUUUUCGUUGUGAACUGGACGGUUCUCCUAGCCCAGGAAUCUAUUGGACAAAGGACGGCAGCGCCAUAGUAACGUCUGAUUACGUCAUUGAGGACGGGAGCGAGCUCAGGAUUCUGGGAUUGGUUCCGUCUGACGCUGGCUUCUAUCAGUGUCAUGGAAAUAAUGAGCUAGGGAGUAUACAAGCUAUAGCUCAGCUCGUGGUAUUACCAAAUGGCCCUAUUUCCUCGACAGACAGCUAUCAGUUUUUUGGUCCGUACUCCAGUAAUGGAGCGAAUCUACCCAGGGAGCCGUCCGAUCUGUCAGCGGCCAUCAUAUCCAAACGCUUCAUCACGCUCCGCUGGACUCAGCCCAGUAAUGGACAGGUGACCGGGUACUCGGUCUUCUGGAAAGAACAGGGGUCAACAAGAGAACGGAUGCUGAACACGACUCACACUGAGGCCAAUAUCCCAAGACUGAAGCCAGACACAAACUACGAGUUCCGAGUGAGAACUGUUAACAGCUACGGCUUCAGCAGUAACUUCGCUCGUACUACAGUACGCACUGAUAAAGAUGUGGCGGUACCCAGCCCUGCUGUUGAUGUGGUGGCCAUCCCUCAGUCCCCCAGCUCUAUCCUUGUGUCCUGGAACCCGCCCCGCCAGCCUAAGGGACAGAUCACCAAGUAUCUGCUGAUCUUCUCAGAGGCGGCCAGCUCACACACGAGUCAGAUCGAGGUCACAGACACCAAGAAACUGCUCAGAGGGUUGAUGGCGUUUAGGGAGUACACAUUCCACAUUGUGGCUGUCAAUGAGAACGGCGAGGGCAUGAGUACCCGGGAAAUCUCGGCCAAAACGUUCUCAGACAAACCUUCAGAGCCGCCACAGAACGCCACACUAGAGACGGCAAGUUCCACGUCACUGAUUGUGAGAUGGGAUCCACCCCCCGCCGAUCAUCAGAACGGAAUCAUAACGGGAUACAAAAUCCGCUACAAGACGAGGGGGGCAUCCAGGAACGGAGCUACGGUCACCACUGACGGAAACCGACGACUGUACGCUCUGACCAAUCUGGAGAAAGACACAGAAUAUCAGGUGCGGAUCUCGGCGCUUACUGUUAACGGGAGCGGGCCACUGACCCAGAAACUGUGGGCCACCACGUAUAAAGACGACCUGGACGAGUCUAAAGUCCCAGAUGCUCCUCGCCGUGUCCACGUGACCACAGACGACACCUCUAUACGUGUCUCCUGGUCCACCCCUCCCCCCGAGUCCAAGAUCAUGGUCCGGGGGUACAUACUGGGGUGGGGGAAGGGCGUCCCAGACACAGAGAAGAGACACUUCGGGCCAGAGACUCACGUCUUCACCAUUAAAGAUCUCCUGCCUUCAUCAGAGUAUGUGAUAACUGUCAAAGCUAAAAACAACAAAGGAGAGGGACCACCCCGAUACACCACUGCCACCACCACCAAAGAAUCAGUGCAUGAGUCAGUUCUACCCCUGAUGCCACCAGUUGGCCUGAAGACACAAGUUUUAUCCUCCACGACAAUCGUCCUAAUGUGGACCGACACCACACUGGGUGUCAAUCAGAUGGUCCAGGACACCCGCUACUACACAGUGAGGUAUCGCGUCGCCACCAAUGUGGAGAGUGAAAAUAGCAG